GCCUACAUUUCGUACACUUCCGCCAAUGUUCGUCAAUGUCGGUAUUCUUCGUGUGGAUUUCGUCAUUUUCCGUUCGAAUUCGAGCCCUGUCGAUAGAACUGAUUUUCGUCGUCUCCCUCGUUCUCCGUGUUGUUGUUCAUCUCGGUGACGCGACAGAGGUGUAGCCUGACGCGGUCUCUUACGUGUCGGUCUGAAUAAAAGUGGAGCUCGGAGGACCCGGGAGUGACGAAGCGAGUCUGUGUCGGGUAAGCAUCCGAUGCGGAGAGGGGGAUAGAAGAAAGCCCUGGUGUGUUGGAGAAAUCGCUCCAAAUCUAACAAAGAGAUCAUGGCGGCGGUGUUGCAGAGCCACACGAUGUUGAGUCAGUCUACAAAGCUAGCCAGCCAGCUAUGUGAGAAUGGCUCUCCAGAGUUCUCCACCCGCCAUUCCAGCCAACUAAAUGACCAUGGAAGCGGGAGCCGAUACACAGCAGGGUGGUGACACAGCUGUUUCUGAGUCUGAGGCCCAGCAGAUCACACUUGCCCAGGUGUCUAUGGCAGCAGGACAGGUCUCCUCCAGCGGCCCCACAGUCACCCUGGUGCAGCUGCCCAACGGUCAGACGGUUCAGGUCCACGGGGUCAUCCAGGCCGCCCAGCCCUCGGUCAUCCAGUCGCCUCAAGUACAGACUGUUCAGAUUUCAACAGUUGCAGAGGACUCCCAGGACUCCCAGGAGUCGGUGGACAGUGUGACAGACUCUCAGAAGAGGAGGGAGAUACUUUCCAGACGUCCUUCCUACAGGAAGAUCCUGAACGACCUGUCGUCUGACGUGUCUGCGGUCCCGCCGAUCGAGGAGGAGAAAUCGGAGGACGACUCGACCCCCGCCAUCACCACCGUUGCCAUGCCCACAUCAUGCCCCAUCUAUCAGACGGCCAGCGGCCAGUACAUUGCCAUCACCCAGGGCGGCGCCAUCCAACUGGCCAAUAACGGUACGGAUGGCAUGCAGGGGAUGCAGACCCUGACCAUGACCAACGCGGCGGGCGCCCAGCAGGGCACCACCAUCCUGCAGUAUGCCCAGACCUCCGAUGGACAGCAAAUCCUGGUGCCCAGCAACCAGGUGGUAAUGCAAGCUGCCUCUGGAGAAGUGCAGACCUACCAGAUCCGUACGGCCAACACCAGCAGCAUGACUCCUGGGAUGGUGAUGGCCUCCUCUCCCGCCUUGUCUGGCCAGGAAGGCCCAGAGGUUGUCGUCACCCGUAAGAGGGAGGUCAGACUGAUGAAGAACAGGGAAGCGGCCCGGGAGUGUCGCCGGAAGAAGAAGGAGUACGUCAAGUGUCUGGAGAACCGUGUGGCCGUCCUGGAGAACCAAAACAAAACCCUCAUUGAGGAACUGAAGUCACUUAAAGACUUGUACUGCCACAAAUCAGAGUAGUGCCCCCCCCCCCCCAUGUACAGAGACUCACCACAGAGCCAUGCAUCUGGCACCACCCUCCCUCCCCCAUUUAUCCCUUUCUUUUUAAAAAGCUCUACCAGUCUAUAAGACCUACAGAAAGAGGAAAAAUAACAACACAAUUUCUCCACUUUUUCACAAGUAUCCCUUUAAAAGGAUGACAUGAGUACCCCUAAAAAGGAUGGCCUCAUAGGUACCCCUUAAAAGGAUGAUGAGUACUUUCCAUCAUGAGUACCCCUAAAAGGAUGAGGUGGAGCACACUGUUUCUCCACCAAUAGAAUGGAGCCCCUAGUGGAAUCUUACAGUGGUAGGUAUCGUGUCUAUCCACGACACCACUGCUGCUAACUAACCAGUAGUCCCCAGUCUCAAGAUGUCAGAUACCAGGAAAACACCAGCCGUGGAGGACUAGGACCCCUCUGCCCACCAUGAACUACCCUAUACAACUAUUGAGUUUGGACCGUCACCUGGCAACACACGUUGAAAAUGAUUUUGGAAAAAUGGUCAUCUUUUUGAGUGCUACACUAUUCAGUAUUUAGGCUGAUGAUUGCUUUAACUCUUCUGUUACUUACUAACACUUUAUGUGGACUGUAGAUCCCAACCACUGUCAGAUGAAAUGUAUUAUCUUUGAGCUUGAGUUGGGUUAUCAUGUAUUGAAUUUUUCUGCUUGCCAACUUUUGUUAUUCAGCAUUGCUAAGUCGGGUGUUUUGGGGUAGGAGAUGGAUUGUGGGUGGAUUGUCUGCAUCAACUAACAGGCAUUAAAAGGUAACCUCAGCGAUAUGACGUAGAUGCAGAAUGUAAACAGCAUAGUGGGUCAAUUUCCACAACUAAGAGUGUUGAAGCGAGAAGCUCAACUCCGCUGUUUUGGUGCCGUGGCUACCACUACAACGUGAAGCGCUACUGUGUGAUGGCAAAGUGUUGCAUCUCGCUCAUCUCAAUAUCUCCGGUGCUGCUCGGGGGGAAAGUCAUUUCGCUGAGUACCUUUUUAAAGAGUUGUGCUAAUGUAAACUGAGCUACCACACAGCUGACAGGAGGAAUUGUGAAAUAUGACUGAAGGGUAGACUAUGGGUGUUGUAUAGUGUGCUUUUAGGCAUUCAUGUAAUGUAUACGAUGUCUGAGGCAGUGUGUGUGUUUGAGUCUCCUUGUUUGUUUCUCCAUGGCCUGAACAGGCAUAAGGCAUAAUCAUAUUGGAGGAUAUCCUAACUUCCACUUAAUCAUGCAUUGACAUCAAUGGGAUUGUAGAGUGAAAGUUAGGAUUAGCCCCACAAUCUCACUUUUUCAUCUGUUGUGCCUCAAAACACUUCUGAUAGAACAAGGGAAGAAGCAUUUUUUUUUAUCAUGUAGUUCGUUAAAAGGGAUAGUUUGCUUGGAUCUGCAGUGAUGACGUAGACCCAUCGCUGACAUUUAGACUGACAACUCGGUCAACAAACGUGGGAUUUACACCAGGGGUGCGUUCAGCAGCUCACAACACUGUGGAACAGAUCCAAAUGUUCAGCUAGAACUGUUUUGUAGAACAGACAUGCCUUUCUGACAUGUAAAAGAAGGAUUCAUGUCAACUAUAUUUCUAUCGGCAAAGUUCCAGAACAUUUGCUUACUGAACCCGGUCUUCUGUUUGAUUGGAUAACGGAAUGCCAUAUUGUAUUAUUUAGUUUUUACGUAGCCAUCUGUCAUAAAUAACAUAUGCAUCUUAUUUUUAAAACACUUGCCAUUUCUGUUCAUAUUUUGUAAACGUUGUAUUUCUUAAUGUCAGCAUUCACUUGUAUGAAAAAAGCAAAACAAUUAUAUUACAGAUUCUACUAUUUGUUUUUGGCAGCUGUUAAUAAAUGUGUUUCUGGUA
Messenger RNA from Oncorhynchus mykiss (rainbow trout), 3258 nucleotides. RefSeq names its product cyclic AMP-responsive element-binding protein 1. Gene Ontology annotation, biological process: regulation of transcription by RNA polymerase II. The record is from RefSeq and is a predicted model, not a curated record. Lineage: Eukaryota; Metazoa; Chordata; Actinopteri; Salmoniformes; Salmonidae. Gene Ontology annotation, cellular component: ATF4-CREB1 transcription factor complex; nucleus. Gene Ontology annotation, molecular function: protein binding; cAMP response element binding; DNA-binding transcription factor activity, RNA polymerase II-specific.